AGGCAAUAGACUAGAGCGAAAAUCAGUUUUGGGUUGUUAAACUUUGCGACUCUCACUUGGUAGCCUAUCCGCCGGUGGAAAAUGGUGAGCGGAGAAGCACCAACCCAAAAGAGGAUCCUGCUCGCUUCACUAUCGGCGAUGGUCGCUGAGUCAGUUACGUUUCCGAUCGAUCUCACAAAGACCAGAAUGCAGCUCCAUGGCUAUGCUUCCGGAUCCGCUUCCGCUCACCGUGUCGGCGCUAUCGGAGUCGUCUCUGAGAUCAUGAGGCAGGAAGGGAUGAUGGGUCUCUACAAAGGUCUCUCUCCGGCGAUCAUAAGGCACCUGUUCUACACGCCGAUCAGAAUCAUCGGGUACGAGAAUCUGAAAGGGAUCUUAGUCAGAUCCGAAGCUAGUAAGGACGGCGAGUCUCUUCCUUUAGUCACAAAGGCUCUCCUCGGAGGGAUCUCUGGUGUUUUAGCUCAGGUAGUGGCUAGCCCUGCUGAUUUGGUGAAAGUGAGAAUGCAAGCAGAUGGUAGAUUGGUGAGCCAAGGUCUGAAACCGAGGUACUCUGGACCAGUCGAAGCUUUCGCUAGAAUCCUACAAUCGGAAGGAGUGAGAGGGUUAUGGAAAGGUGUUGUUCCGAACAUUCAGAGAGCGUUUCUAGUGAAUAUGGGUGAGCUAGCUUGCUACGAUCACGCCAAACACUUUGUGAUCGAGAGAAAGAUCUCGGGCGGGGAUAACAUUUACGCGCACACUCUUGCAUCUAUCAUGUCCGGUCUUGCUUCCACGACUCUGAGUUGUCCUGCUGAUGUGGUGAAGACGAGGAUGAUGAAUCAAGGGGAGAAAGGUGUGUACAGAAGUUCGUACGAUUGUUUGGUGAAGACGGUUAGGUUUGAAGGAGUAAGCGCUUUGUGGAAAGGCUUUUUGCCGACAUGGGGGAGGCUUGGACCAUGGCAGUUUGUGUUUUGGGUCUCUUACGAGAAGUUUAGACAGCUUGCUGGUCUCUCUUCCUUCUAGUAAAAGCUAAUUUUGAGGCUUUAGGGGGUUCUGAAAUAUCUUUUAAAAGUAACAUCUACUCUUACUUUCAAGUUUGAGUAAGAUUCAAUGGUUUCAAGUCUAGUUUUAAAAUAAAUUGGUUAAUUUCCUUGGGGUUUCGUAUCAGUUUUCAUCUUUUCCUAACUAAAUUGCUUAUGAAGUCAAAUUCAAGUACUUUUUUUCUAUUGAAAUUUGCAUAUAUUUAGUGCAAGAAUAUUGGUGUAUAUUAUUAAUUGAAAUGAAAUAUCAUUAAAUUUAUGA
Molecule: messenger RNA, 1275 nt
Organism: Raphanus sativus (radish)
Lineage: Eukaryota; Viridiplantae; Streptophyta; Magnoliopsida; Brassicales; Brassicaceae
Product: mitochondrial uncoupling protein 3
Exons: 2
Coding region: 82-996 (304 amino acids)
Biological process (GO): mitochondrial transport; response to cold
Cellular component (GO): mitochondrial membrane
Source: RefSeq, a predicted model, not a curated record